Papaver somniferum (opium poppy) is the source of this 1789-nucleotide messenger RNA. Its product is annotated as spastin-like. The transcript is spliced from 13 exons. The record is from RefSeq and is a predicted model, not a curated record. Gene Ontology annotation, cellular component: microtubule cytoskeleton. Bases 41 to 1516 code for a protein of 491 amino acids. Lineage: Eukaryota; Viridiplantae; Streptophyta; Magnoliopsida; Ranunculales; Papaveraceae. Gene Ontology annotation, molecular function: ATP hydrolysis activity; ATP binding.
UCCUCCAUAGUUAUUCUUUCUGCCCUCUUUAGCAAAAGGUAUGAACUUGUUGAAAGACUUAUUUGGUUCAGUAGGUGAUAUCCUCACAAAUCUCAAACCAACUGAUGAUCAUCAGAAUCAACGGAACCAAUCAAUAGAAAAAGAUCCAGCAAUGGAAAACAUCUCUCCAUCAAUUCCUGGUUCUAAUGAAAGAAUAGCGUAUAAACUAAAAAGUUACUUUGAAUUAGGUCAAGAAGAAAUUGCUAAAGCUGUGAAAGCAGAAGAAUCGGGUUUGAUUGAUGAUGCUAUUACUCAUUAUAAAAAUGCUCAUCGUAUAUUACUUGAAGCUAAAGAUACUAGACCUCCUUCUUACAUUUCAUCUAGUGAGCAGGAAAAGGUGAAAACUUAUUAUCAGAAGAUAUCGAAAUGGCAAGGUCAAGUUUCUGAGAGAUUACAAGUUUUAAGUCGCCGAACAGCCAGUUCUACCCCAUCAACUAGCAGGACUUUUGUAAGUUCAUCAUCCCCAAUAUCUGGUACUCGAAGAAAUGUAACACGUGCACCUUUGGUAUCCGGUAGGAACAAUGUAGCUGUGAGGAACCAGACAGAUAGUACUAUAGGAUCUAAACCGGCUCGUGAAUCUGGUAAUUAUGAUUCAAAGCUGGUUGAAAUGAUAGAAAGUGCAAUAGUGGACAAAAGCCCUUCGGUUAAAUGGGAAGAUGUUGCCGGUCUUGAGAAGGCAAAGCAAUCUCUUCUGGAAAUGGUUAUAAUCCCAACACAAAGACCAGAUCUUUUCCCUGGUGGUACUAUCCGCCGACCACCAAAAGGUCUUCUUCUCUUUGGUCCACCUGGUAAUGGGAAGACCAUGCUUGCUAAAGCUGUUGCAUCAGAGUCCGCAGCUACGUUUUUUAAUAUUUCUGCAUCUUCUCUAACAUCGAAGUGGGUUGGAGAAGCUGAAAAGCUUGUUCGCACUCUUUUCGAGGUUGCGAUUUCAAGGCAGCCUUCUGUAAUCUUCAUGGAUGAGAUUGAUAGCAUUAUGUCAACAAGAUUGGCUUAUGAGAAUGAUGCAAGUAGAAGGUUAAAGUCGGAAUUCUUAAUCCAGUUUGAUGGAGUGACCUCAAAUUCUAGUGAUCUUGUGAUCGUAAUUGGUGCAACUAAUAAGCCACAAGAAUUAGACGAUGCUGUUCUUCGCAGACUGGUGAAGCGUAUUUAUGUACCUCUACCAGAUGAAAGUGUGAGGAGGAUGCUUUUCAAAAAUAAACUUAAAGGUCCAGCAUUUUCAAUACCAGGAGGAGAUCUGGAAAGACUUGUAAAAGAGACAGAAGGUUAUUCCGGAAGCGAUUUGCAAGCCUUGUGCGAAGAAGCUGCUAUGAUGCCAAUUAGAGAACUUGGAUCAAAAAUUCGGACAGUGAAGCCCAAUCAGAUACGCCCGCUUAGAUAUGGAGAUUUUAAGAAAGCAAUGUCUGUGAUUAGACCAAGCUUACAGAAAAGCAAGUGGGAAGAACUUGAAAAGUGGAACCAGGAAUUCGGCUCCAAUUGAAGGGCUAAUUUAUAAAAAGCAAAAACAAAUCAUGAUUUGGAUUGUAAACUUUGGCGCAAGGCUGGCUUAUCAAAGAAUGACUCUUUAUUACUACAGUAUACGUAGAUCUUCUCUCCAUUAUGUAAAUAAUUUUUUUGUUCAAAGAGUAAAGAAAAAGAAGCCGCGUGUGUAUGAUCCACAAAAAACAGAUAAUAAUGUAAACAGUAAAGACUGACAUUUAUAGAGAACUGACAAGUUCUGUUUUCCAAGUUAUUUAAUAUUGCAUCUUUGAUU